CAGACAUACAGAGAGAAAGGCAAAGGUUGAUGAGUGCUGGGGAUCGAAACGUGACACAGAAAAAGUAAUAUUUUCUGUUAGGAUAAACUGUUAUCAUGUCAUACUGCGAGGAUACGAUUAAGAAAAUGCUUCCUAAGACUUACCUUCGCAAACAUGUGGCUCACGAAAUACAUGUUGCACUGGCUUACUUUAAAAACCUUAUGCCCACGAUGGAUAAAUACGUUUACAAUGAUGGCACCACAAAGGACUUGAUGAGUUUGACCGGAACCAUUCCUGUCAUAUUUAAUGACCAGACCUACAACAUACCCAUUUGCCUGUGGAUUGAGGAAAGCUACCCCCAGACUGCUCCCAUCUGCUAUGUCAGACCCACGCGUGAGAUGAUGAUCAUCAGAGGAAAUUACAUAUCCAGCAGCGGUGAAGUCGAGCUGCCUUACCUGGAGGAGUGGAAGAAGGGCGAGUGUGACUUAAUGAGUCUACUGCAAGUGAUGGCUGCCAUGUUUGGAGACUUUCCUCCUGUAUGUAUGCAGCCUCAAUCAGAGCCCAAACAAGCCUCAUGUUGGCUACAGUUCCACAGGGAAGCAGAGGUGCUUUCCAAUACAGAUGGAAGUUCAUAUCUGUGUUUAGCAAGAGAUGAUGGUCAACCUUUCCAGCAAGAAAAUGAAACCAGCUGUUAAUCUUUUGUGGAAUGUAAUUGAUUGUGUGUAAAAACUGUUUUGGUGUUUCCUGUGAAAUGUUUUAUCCCAUAUACAGUGUCAGACAGUAUCCAUGGAUUGGUUUAUUGUUCAUAUAUUCAUAAUUUCAGGCAACAACAUGCUGUGUGUCUAUUUUUCAAAUGAUUUAGGUUGCAAAUGUCUAACAGCAGCUGAUGCAAACAUAUCUACUUUAUUUGGUGGGAAAGUAUUGUGCAUGUAAUUUAAUGUUUUGAAAUGUUUUUGUAAGAACAUAGUAAACUGCUUUGGCCUUUGAAUGGCUGUGUGUUUACAGAUGUGAAUUAGUUUACAAGCUCAUAAAGCUGUAUGUUAACUGCAUACAUUGUGACAGUAGCCAAAAAUGCCAUGGACUUUUAACCAAAGACGAGAAAAGACUGUGAUUUACAUACAGAACCAGGUACAGACCAGUGUAGUAUGGUACAUUAUGGAACAGUGUGGCUUAUUUCAUUAAGACAGAAAACAGAUUAGAACAGAAAUUCUUCAGUCAGUGAGAAAGUCUUCAGUUAAGCUGGAAAUCUACCAUACACUUUAGCAUAAACUGGUUGGCUUUGCUUGUUGAUAUACUAUCUCAGUUACUGUGUGUAAAAAAAAACAAACAA
Molecule: messenger RNA, 1309 nt
Organism: Toxotes jaculatrix (banded archerfish)
Lineage: Eukaryota; Metazoa; Chordata; Actinopteri; Toxotidae
Exons: 6
Coding region: 96-674 (192 amino acids)
Biological process (GO): endosome to lysosome transport; protein transport; protein modification process
Cellular component (GO): ESCRT I complex
Molecular function (GO): ubiquitin binding
Source: RefSeq, a predicted model, not a curated record